ACCCCAGAUCGGCACUUCAGGAGCAGCAGGCGACAGGCAGGUAUCGAAAGCUUCUAUACCGAAAAAACGACAGCGACAUAGAGGCUUUCGUUUGGUUUGGCCCGAAAUGUUUAGUACCUCUCAGAAACAUUCGCAGCCUGAGAAGGUUAACAAAAUUUCGGUAUUACCUAAAAUGAUAGGCCUUCAAAAAAAGAGACCAGCACCCGCCGCAGAAUAUGUCGUACCCAAUAAUUCGGUUCUAAAUCUGCCGCACCGGCCCGGCCUAUACGACCCUACCCCCAACUCGAUGGAGAAGAACGAUGGACGGAAGGGCGUAACUAGCGGCGGUGCCGCCACGAGCAAAUGCCGUUACUGCGAGAAUAUGGCUAAGAACUUCCUUUACCUGGAGAGCCUGAUUCGCAACAACGGUGAAAAGGGAUCGUCCGGGCACAAGACAUGUAGCUUGUGCAACUCCUCGCUCAAGUACCUAGAAUAUGUUAAUCGCAACAUCCGGCAGGUCUUCGGCGACUUCGACUCGAUCGUACAGGCUGAUCGCGCCCUCGCCGCCAAGCCAGCCAUGAUGCCCAAGUACUCGGUGGGUCCGCCGCCAACGCUGCAACAGGCAACGCAGGAUAAGGCCGACUCCCGGGCUAGGGGCGGAGCUGUUCUCUCGCCGCAGAAGUCCACCAGAAGCGUCAAGCCCAAGUCUGUUCUACCAAAGUCAAAGUCCAAGGAGAAGCCUCUCAAGAGCGGAAAGGGCCAGAAAUCACUAAAGUCAUUGAAGUCAUUAAAGUCGCACAAGACCAAGGAGAAGGCUAUUAAAGGCAUGAAGGGCCAGAAGUCGCUCAAGUCACUUAAGUCACACAAGUCGCUCAAAUCGCUCAAGUCCUCCAAAUCCACAAAAUCAGCCAGGAGCCAGCGCAAAAGCGCCCCGAGGUCAAAGGGCGGAUCGGGGCACGGCAAGAUGGUCCUGAAGCGCAAAUUUAGGAGUGGAAAGGUAGGCGGCAAGUCGGCCUCCGGCAAGGUUGUGCGCAGCGUUAGUCAGUAUCACAAUCUUGGCUCGGUUCGAUCCAAGCUCUCGAAGGGCGCUAGUCUGAAGAAGUUGGUGAAGCAGCGGUCCCAGGGACCUCCUCCGGCCAGCAUCAAUUGGCGGCUGCUGAAGAGGAACUUGCCCAAGCGCCCGAUCGCGGCAAACUAAAAAGAUGGGCACAUGCCCUUAAGGCCGGAGGAAAUUAUUUUAGGCCCGCUUACCAUUUGGCUUACUUGUCCAAAAUUUACAGUAUAUAUUCUCGAUAAAUUACAAAUAUAUUUUAAGCGCAUAAAGUAGUAAAAA
This is a messenger RNA of Drosophila ananassae, 1312 nucleotides long. RefSeq lists its product as uncharacterized. The coding region runs from base 107 to 1177 and encodes 356 amino acids. NCBI's taxonomy places the organism in Eukaryota, Metazoa, Arthropoda, Insecta, Diptera, Drosophilidae. The transcript has 2 exons. The record is from RefSeq and is a predicted model, not a curated record.